This is a messenger RNA of Diabrotica balteata, 6675 nucleotides long. Lineage: Eukaryota; Metazoa; Arthropoda; Insecta; Coleoptera; Chrysomelidae. The record is from the annotation of a GenBank genome assembly.
GUGAUCAAACGUUUUGUAGCGUGUAUAUAUUGUGAGGUUAUAGUUUUGUAUUAAUUUUUUAUUUGUAUGUAAUUAAUAACUAGUAAUUUAACGUAUUUAAUAGCGCAAAUUGUAUAUUCUGCUUUGUACAAGCAUUCUAUGAAACUUUAAUUUUUUACCAGUAAUUCCUAUCUUUACUAUUUAUCGAAGCCGACAUAUAAGCCAUGGAGAGUCAACUAUUGGAUUUUAGUGUUGUUAAACAGAAAAUUAUUAAAACAGAUGAAUUGUUGAAUAAGUAUAUAGAAAUUAAUUGUAAACUUAAAAAGAACGUACAGACAAGUAAAGAAUUGAAAUCUCAAUUAGAAAGAUCACAACUGGAGCAAGAAAGAAGUGAGUAUUCACAAAAAACAUUACAAUCCAAGUACAAUGAUUUAGAAAGCAAAUAUAAUGAAGUUAUGGAUCAGAUGGUAAAUCUACAAAAAAAAUAUGGUGAAAAAUUAAUUUCAUCUCAAACAACUAUACAAGAUAUGCAAGUUGAACUCGCAUUGUUGAAAGAACUAUCGCAUAAUUCAUCAAAUGCCGAUAUUACCAUCCAGGAAUUAACGAAAAAGAUAGAAGAACACGAGGAGACUGAGGAACAGAUUAGUAAAGAUAACUUAAGGUUGAAAAAAGAUAUUUUAAGUCUACAACAACAAAUAAGUCGUAAUAAAGAAGAAUAUGAUAAAAAUAUACAGGUCUUACAGAGGGAGAAAGAUGAAAUAAGUAGUAGUUUAUAUCAUACACAAAGUGAGCAAAAGGAACAACUCAAGAAGCAUGCUGAAAUUUGCCAUUUUAAGGAUAUGAGAAUAAAUCAGUUAGAAUAUCAAGUAUCUGAUGUAACAGCUCUAAAGGAUUUAGUUAAACUUCUCACAUUUGAAAAAGAACAGUUGAAACAAGAAAGUAUAUCCAAAUAUAUUCCCAAAUCAGUUGUAAGUGUUGGUUUGCAAACUGAUCAAAUUUCAGAACCAUUUUUCAGUAAUAAUUUAGAAUUUGGUGAAUCUGAUAUGUUUUUAUGUGAUAUAUUUAAAGAAAUGAUAAAUUAUACAACAUUGUUAUCACCGUUAAGAUCUAAUUCACCUGAAAUUGAAUACUGUUUAGAUAAUAUAGAAAAUGCAUCUCAUAUAUCUGCAAAUGUUUCUAUGGAAGAAAUAAAAGAAAAUAAUUCUCUUGUACUUAAAGGGAAUGAUGAUAUACAUUUAAAUAAUUCCACAUAUGAGAAUGGUAUUGCAGUUUCCCAUAACAUCGAGGAUGAUGAAGAUUAUAUGAUAGUAGAUUCAGGAAUUUCAUCUUUCUGUACACCAAUCACCCCUCUUAGUGACAUUAGCAAAGAUUACUUUAGCAAUAAAUCUGAUGUCAACAGUUUUGAAGACUUUAAAAUAAAAAAUAAACAACGAUUUAAAAAGGCAAGAUAUUUAAAACAAAGAAGGAAAACUAUUUCCAAAAUGACACACUUCCUAAGGAGAAAAAAGAAGCUAGUAAAUCGUGAUCCAGUGCUAAGAGCUUUAAAAGUUUUAAAACAAUCCAACAUUAACUUUAUUAUUUCCAAUGAAGAAAUAUUUUCUUCAGUUCACAAUAAGUCAAUUAAAAAGGUGUGUCAACAACUUAAAAUAACAACCCGAAAUGUUGAAUAUCUCACUUGUGCACAAGUCGGUUGUAGACAAAGUUGUAUGUUAGUUGAAGAUGGCAGUUUGUUGGGAUUCUUUGAAUCCAACAAAAAUACAACCCAUUGCAAUGAAAAAAUAUCAAUAGAAUCUAAACAACACAAUUCUAUUACAGACUUAACAAAUACCCUGCUCCCUAAUUGUUCCCCAGAUGUUGUCUUGGAUAAGCUGGCAGAACUAGUGAGCGAGAAACUCAAAAAGAAUAAGACACAUUGGCCUUCCAUGGAAUGUAACUCAGAAUACCUAUCAGAGUCAGAAGCAGAGUUACGAAGUUUAUUUAGUAAUUCUGUAUUGGAUACAAAUGGAGUAAUAGAAUCUGACAUUAACAUUAUUGAUUUAAAACUAUCAAAUGAGGAGCUGAUUCCAAGAAAUAUCUCAGCAGAAAUAACUUCCUCUACAGAUGCUCCUUUAGUUGAAAACAAUAGGAGUAUUUCAUAUUCAGUGAGUUCUGAUAAUGGUGUCAAUACAUGCCUUCCAAUUCAAACAGAAUCUGCCAAUUUUAUAAAUAAACAUAUGGUAGAUUAUAAUUGUGAAAAAAUUAUAGAUACUACUGAGGCCCCAAUUUGUGAAUAUAAUGCAAAGGAACCUAAAACUACUGAUAUUACAAAAAUGAGCAUUCAAGAUUUGUCAGAUCAAAGAAAUGAAAAUGAUGAUAAAAUAGCAACUGUAGAAACAUUUUUAGAACUAGAUGUACAAACUAAUAAAGAAACAGACAUAAAAUCAGUUUCUGUUAAAGAGAGCUGUGUCAACAAACCUCAAAAUCCCACUAUAAUAGAAACAAAAGUUUGCCAAAGCUUUACUACUGAAAAUAAUGACAGUUUAGACAUGAACAAACUAUCUGAGAUUGCUUUGGAAGAAGAAAUAGGACUGAAUGAUGGUGUUAAUGGAAUAACUUGCACUGUUAACUUUAAUAAUGCAACUAAUGAUACUACAAAAAAUACCCUUUUAAAUGUUUAUACACAAGAUCAUCAGGAUAUUAUAGAAGGUGCCUAUUUAUCUAAAGAACCACCUGAUAAAUUAAAAAGUGAACAAAUAGAUGCUGUGGAUCUUGUUGAAAAAUCAAAAAAUAUUGUAUCUAUAAAAAAUGCUUCUUAUAAUGAAGAAAAAGCCUUAGAUUUAGUAAUAAAUGAACCAAAAGUAAAACUAUUGGAAACAUCUGUGUUACCUUCAGGUAUAGACUCUGGUUGUUUAUCUAAAGAACCCUCUGCUAAAUUACAAAGUCAAAAAAUAAUUACUGUGGAUCUUGUCGAAAAAUCAAAAAGUAUUUCUACAAAAAAUGAUUCUGAUAAUCAAGAAAAAGCCUUAGAUUUAGUAAUAAAUGAACCAAAAAUACAAAUAUUGGAAACAUAUGUGUUACCUUCAGCCAUAGACUCAAAUGAUAAUGAUCAAAUAUGUUGUAACCCUGUUAAAGAUGAUUUUAGCAAAAAAUAUUCACCUAAAAUUUAUUCUGAUGAAUUGGAUAACCAUUUCCAACUGCCUCUUCCUACGGAUGAAGAGUAUAAUGUGGAACUGAGUCAUGUUCCGAGGGAAGCUUCAAAUUGUAUCGACUUGUCUGAUGAUGAAGGCCAAGAUAGAUGCCUGAUACAAAAUUUAAGAGAUUUUAAUCAUAAACUUGAUUUGAAUUUGUCUUUUUCAUUCGAAGAAAAUGAAGAAAGAGACGAAAAUGAAACUACUAUAACUAUUUCUAGAACACCAAGCCCCAAAAUAGACAAUAAUUCCGUUUAUAUGAUGUCCCCUUCAAAUAUUUUAGAUAUCUAUAGGAUAGCACCAGCAUGUAUCAGUCCACUAAGUCCAAAUAGUGCACUUAAAGAUGAAGUUGAUGAAGAAGAAAUUAAAAAUGAGACUGAUCAAGUUAAGAAUAUUGAUUUAAAUAAUGAAAGUAUAUCUUCAAAGCAAAGGUCUCCUUUAAAAAAAUGUAUAGAAAUUCUUUCGAACACAGGAGAGAGUAUUAUGUCAGAUUCGACCAUAUCUCCAACUUCCAAAUGCAUAAAUUAUGUUUUACAACAUGAACAAAUGUUGGGGUCGGAGAUAGAUUCAUUUUUACAACAAUUCGAAUCUGAUAAAAGCUUUAGUGACUUGAAUAAUUCCACAAAUGUUGUUGAAAAUCCUUGUAAUCAGGGUUUCACUAAAUCUCCACCCAAUAGAAAAAGAACAUCACAGUUUCGAUCCCCAACCAAUUGUUCUGCACCAGUUCCACCUCCUCAAACUAAAAGUAUUAAAAAUUUAACAAAAUAUUUUGAAUCAGCUAAUUUAGAAAGAUCUCUCGUGUCACAACAACCACCAAAUAAAAAUUUGACUCAAAUUACUUCUGAUUCAACAACUUCUGUUCACAUUCCAGCAGGGCUUGCAAUACUUGCAACCAAAUGCAAUCCUGCUGUGUCUACUAAGCCUUUUAUAAAUGUUUGUCCAUCAAAUAAUCAGUAUGUAUCAGCUGCUGCUUCUUGUGUGCGAGAUAGUUCUUCUCUUGAAACUGAAAUGCCAAUGUGUUCUCCAUUACCUCUUACUGCAAGAAAAUGUGAAUUGUUUUGUAAUCCUAGUGGAAGUAUCUCUCCACCAAUACCUAAAGUCACAUACGGAUUGUCUUCACCUGUCUCUUCUCCAGUAUCUCCAGUAGUAAACUGUCCUGAAUCACCUGACCAAGUAGAGCUGUUGCAACAUGAAACUGUGUAUCCAAAAAUUAUACCACUGGAGAAAAUUGAUGGUUUAAUAAAUGGGAUGAAAAACGAAACUCCUAAUAAUGAUAGUAAAUGUAGUGAAGGUGAUGUAAAGAAUAAUCAACCAUGUAUUAGGAGCAAAUAUGGACGGGUGAUAAAAGUUAAAAAAUACCCUGAUUACUAUGAUGGUACUUGUGACAACCUAGGUAAAUCCACAAAAAUAUCAUCUGUAGCUGAAUCAGAAGAAAAAAAUAGACAUGAAUUGGAAGCUAAAAAUGAAAGUGAAAGUAAUGAAAAAAUGUUAGUAAACAAAAUAGAUGAAACAAGUUGUAGUGAACAAGUCAAUCAAGUGCCAGAUCCGGCAAAGAAACCAAAACUAGCUAAAAAGUUGACAAAACUUCAGUCUAGUGUAAAGAGACAAAUGAAACAAACACAAGUUAUGUUUCGACAACCAGCAACAAAUAUCUGUGAUAAUAAUUUAGAGAUUUCAAACCAACCAGAAGAAAUGGAAACAGAAAUUAGCAAUAAGAAAAUUAAAAUUGUCCAAAAUGUACUCAUACCUUCAAAUGCAAGUUCUCCCAUUGAUCUACUGCAAUCCAAAAGCUCAGUUUCAGAUCAUGAUUCUAACCGGUUAAAACCAGAGCCUUUUGCUCCACAGCAAAGUAAUUGUGAUGUAUUAUCUUCGAUUAUAAGCCAAAUGGACAAAAUUAGGUCCCAUAAAACUGUGAUUAUGUCUAAAAGGGUAUCAACUCCUAAAAGUAUCAACGAAAAGGAAUGGAGGAGAGGAUUGCUGGAUAUAGCAGAAACCAUUUACAACAGAGAUAUCAAUAUGCCGAAUAUUUACGGUACUAGAAGCUUCAAAAAAUUAGGAUUAUUGAAGAGGGGGGCGAAAGUAUCAGACAAGAUUGGGUUUUUGCUGAAGAAAUUUUUGGGCCUUCCCAGCGAUGAAACCCUACCAGAAAACAUUAUCGUUGAAUUCGCGAGAUUGAAUGUUGAUUAUAUCAUAGACAUAAUCAUUUACCAACUCUCAAGAGAUAAAGACAAGCCCGAAGACUGUUAUCCGGCACCACUUAUGACACCAACACAGCGGAAAUUCCUGCGUUUAUUGAUUCAACUGGAACAGAAAAGGAUGAACAUUAUUGAAAGGUUCUAUUGUAGAAUCCAAUAUUAUGUAUGUAGAAAUGAUAUAUCUGUGAAAGUGGGCAUUCCAUUGACCCGAUUAUUCAUGGGAUUAUGUCGUCUUAGGGCAGAUAUUAACAUGAUGCGUACCUUUUGCUGUGAAGCCUUCUACUAUGCGGGCGAGGUUGCCAUACCAAUUUUUUUUACCGUUUUAACUUCAUGGGCCGAUGUUAUACCUCUAUACUCUGAGGUUGAUGUAUAUCCCAUGGCGAAGGUACUAGUUCAGUUAGUGUAUGUAAUGAAAGGAAAAAAACCAGAAUGCAACAGUUAUGCUUUAAGAGAUUUACUGGAUAAAUACUACGGCUAUCCCAAAGAAAGAAGGGACUGUGACGAGUUUUUCCAAGAAAUUUAUCAGCACUAUUUAGAAAAACCUUGUGAGUCCACCGAGUAUGCUAUAAGAAUGUACCUCAAGCACAAGGACAAACCUUGGACAUAUAAGAAAUUGAAUGAAUUGUUCAAACCGUUGAUUUACAAGAUACCGCCAGAAAAUUCAAAUUUUAAGGCAGCAAACAUAAUAUUAGUUGGUAAAUUAUUGAAAUAUUUCAACAGUGGAAUGGAAUUUGACAAAAAGUGUCUUGUAGAGAUGAAGCUGUGGUUCGAAGGACUCUUGGAAGAUAAUUCCGCAGAUCCGAUUGUUCUACAAAGCAUACACUACUCGCUCAACCUCGCUAUUCCCCGUAGGAUAAGGAACCCGGAGCUGGAUAUAAAAAAACCAAAAAAGCCCAAACCGAUUCCCAGGUCACAAAUAGCCUCAAAUUUGUAAAUAAUAAUUUAUUUAUAUACUUAUGUACAUAUAUAAUCAAUGAAAAUUGAUGGAUGUAGUAUAUUGUAAUUAAAAAAGCACUUAUUAGUUUUGUAAUAAGUACUUCUUUGUAUGACUGUUGAAAAAUAGAUGUUUAAAAAAUGAAAAAUGAUCUUUUCUACAAAAUUUUCGUGGCCUAAAGACAGUUACAAACUGUAUAUAUAUACGAGAUUUUUUAUACAACAUUUUAAACGGAACAUAGCAUAUUGGAGAGGUUCAAAAACAUUUAUAGCAAUAUAAUUUUCGAUCAAUCUGUUUCGCGUUUUAUUUAUUAUAUUAUUUUAUAAUCCAUCCAUUGAAUGCUUCAAAUUUGGAUAGAAAAGUUUUAUCUACAUUUUUUGAACCUAUUCAAUACGUAACC